Messenger RNA from Phycodurus eques (leafy seadragon), 2796 nucleotides. It is a transcript of the gene prkg2, whose product is annotated as protein kinase cGMP-dependent 2. Bases 118 to 2343 code for a protein of 741 amino acids. The transcript is spliced from 19 exons. Gene Ontology annotation, biological process: protein phosphorylation. The record is from RefSeq and is a predicted model, not a curated record. Lineage: Eukaryota; Metazoa; Chordata; Actinopteri; Syngnathiformes; Syngnathidae. Gene Ontology annotation, molecular function: cGMP-dependent protein kinase activity; ATP binding.
UGCGCGAGCGGAGGCGCAGAAGAGGAGAGGAGAGGAGAGGAGAGCCGUGAUGCAGCGGUUGGACCGCGCCGGGCUGUAGCGGCCGGGACUCGGACCUGGGACUCGUCACUCUGCAGGAUGGGCAACAGCUCGGCCAAAGCCAAGCGCUCCAAGCGCCCCUCGCCGGACCCUCUGAGAGUGCGUUUAAAUGAGCUGGAGCAGGAAGUGCGCAGGAAAGACCAGGAGCUGGCCGCCAAAGAGCAGCUGCUCAAAAUUCUUGAGGAGAAGCUCAUCACGCAGGAUGAGGCUCUUGCGCACCUCAGCCAGGAGCUGCGCAAAAAACAGCAGGAUGACGUCAAAAACCAGAACAGGGACCAAACGAGCGCCAGUGUACUGGGGGUCUGCGUCAAGGAAACCCUCAAUAAGAGGAAGGGAGCCAAAGCCGGAGUGUCUGCUGAACCUACAUCCAGAACCUACGACUGUAGCCACCUGCCAAAAUUCUCCUUUGACAAGGCCCGAGUACCCAAAGAGUCCAGUGUGAAGAAGCAGUUGGUGGAUACCCUGAAUAGGAACCAGUAUCUGAAGCGUCUGGAGCAGCAGCAGCUCAGAGACAUGGUAGAGUGCAUGUACCUGUGUACCUACCAGGAGGGGGAUUACGUCGUACAGCAGGGAGAACAUGGCAACCACCUCUUUGUCCUGGCAGAUGGAAAGUUGGACGUGUUUCAGCAGGACACGCUGCUGUCGUCAAUGGCUGCAUGGACGGCGUUUGGCGAGCUGGCCAUCCUCUACAACUGCACGCGCACCGCUUCAGUGCGAGCUGUGAGCCGUGUGUGUGCGUGGGCUCUGGAGCGCGAGGCGUUCCAAAACAUCAUGAGGAGAACGGCCGAGACGCGUCAUGACCAGUACCGACACUUCCUGCGCAGUGUGUCACUUCUGGCUAAUCUUCCCGAAGACAAACUCAGCAAGAUUGUAGACUGUCUGGAGGUGGAAUACUACAACAAGGGCGACUACGUAAUCCACGAGGGCGAGAAGGGCAGCACUUUCUACAUCAUCGCUCGAGGAACGGUGAAAGUGACCCAGACCACGGAGGACAGCGAGAGUCCUCAGAUCAUCAACACACUGCACACGGGCGACUACUUCGGAGAGAAGGCGCUCAUCAGUGACGACGUCAGGUCCGCUAACAUCGUCGCCGAUGACGACGGGGUCGAGUGUCUGCUCAUGGACAGACAGACCUUCGAUCAGACGGUGGGAACCUUAGCCGAGCUCCAGAAGUCCCUCCGAGGCUACGUGGCUACGCUGGACCGGGAUGACCUCCAGCGACACGCCAGGAAGUCGUCGUUGUCGCGGCCACAGAGUCCCACGCCGCCCCCCGACGUGGUCCGCCUCAGCAACUUGGCCGCCGCCUUCUCGCCGUUCAGACCGCUGGACCACAUGGACAUCGUCGCCACGCUCGGUGUGGGCGGAUUCGCAAGAGUAGAACUGGUGAAGGUGAAGGGCGACGACGUGACGUUCGCGCUGAAGGUGAUCAAGAAGAAGCACGUGGUGGACAACCGGCAGCAGGAGCACAUCCACUCGGAGCGGCGCAUUCUCGCUGAGGCGCGCUCACCCUUCAUCGUCCGACUGUUCCGAACAUUCCGAGACGACAAAUAUGUCUACAUGCUGCUGGAGGCUUGUCUUGGAGGAGAAGUCUGGAGUCUUCUUAGAGACAGGGGGAGUUUCAACGAGACCACUGCCAAGUUCUGCGUAGGCUGCGUCACCGAGGCGUUCGAGUACCUGCACCGCAAAGGAAUCCUCUAUCGAGACCUCAAGCCGGAGAACCUCAUGCUGGACUCUGAGGGUUACGUCAAACUGGUGGAUUUUGGCUUCGCUAAGAGGCUCCGCGGGGGCCAGAAGACGUGGACCUUCUGUGGGACCCCCGAGUACGUGGCGCCGGAGAUCAUCCUCAACAAGGGCCAUAAUCUCAGCGUGGAUUUUUGGUCCCUGGGCAUCCUGGUGUUUGAGCUUCUGACUGGCAGUCCCCCUUUCACAGGAAGCGACCAAAUGGCCACGUACACGAUCAUCUUGAAGGGCGUGGACAAGAUGGAUUUCCCCAAGAAGAUCGGCAAGCGGCCCGAGGACCUCAUACGGAAGCUGUGCAGGGGAAAUCCAUCCGAGCGACUGGGAAACAUGAAAGGGGGGAUAGGCGACAUCAAGAAGCACAGGUGGUUUAACGGCUUCAACUGGGUGGGGCUAAAGGCUCAGACCUUGACGUCGCCCCUCAAGACACACGUGUCGGGCCCUCUGGACCACAGCCACUUCGACGUUUAUCCUCCGGAUGAUAAGAUUCCUCCCGACGAGCUCUCAGGAUGGGAUGCCGACUUCUGAGCCGAAUUGUUUGUUGUCCUGUUCAACUGUCAGGCAGAAGCAUCUUUCUAAUUUGUUAACUUUGUGUAACUACAUUGUAUUCUUAAUUUAUGCUCUUCUGGCUAAACCAUAAAAACGUCCUGUUUUGUAAAUAUUGCUGUACAUUUGAAUAAAUGUUUUUAUGUGAGGUAAACUUCAUAGUUUUAUUUAUUUGACGUUUAAUAUGAUAACUGCACUUUUGGCCGUAAGUAUUUUUGGGCCGUAAGUAUUUUUGUCAUAAUAUUACGAGAUUCAAGUUGUGUUUUUUUUCCCAAGAAUUUAGUUUCAUAUAAUUUUUUGGGGGUCAAAAUGUCAUAUAGUAAUAGUUUUCAAGAAAGAAAAGGUGUAAUAAUAUGAAAUGAACUUUUUUCCUUGAUAAAAUAAAACUUUACUCUCACCCAAAAAACUACUUUUAUCAGAUUGUUUGAUUGACCA